CAGUCCCAGGAGUUUGGAGAUGGUCUCUGCAGAGGUCCAGCAGAUCCUGCACCUUUAAGGUAAAGGUGGGUACCCUGUGAAGUGCUGGAGAAGGGCAUAGGGCUGCUGCCCUGAUGCACUCUUGGGUUUGGGGCUCGGCGCAGGAGAAGCUGCCAGGUUGAGGCUCCAGGUGCUGCUGUGGCAGAGGCUCUUUGGCAGCUGCUGGUGAGAGAUCUGCACAGAGAGGGGCAAGGACUUCCUGAGAUUAAGCCAGCCCUGCCACCAAGAGGUGACAGCAAGUGGAAAGGGGGAGCUGGCACAAAACCCCUCCAUCACCGAGUCCGCCACCAUGGCCCGGCCAUGGCUCCAUCUCUGCAUCUGCCUCCAGAUCCCAGGCUUUUAUACAACUCUACUUUUAACCCAAACUCCAGGGCAUAUUCUAACCCAAACUAACAAUAAAACUGAGAUCCUCUGUGAGCUGGAGCAGGAGCAUACCGGGGUGUACUGGUACCGCUGGAGCCAGCAGAGGCAACAUUUCGAGUUCUUGGUAUUUUCCAACACGCUGGGCAAAACCACAUAUGGCCCAAAUGUGAGGCAGGACAAGUUUAGUGUCCAUGAGGCGAGGUCCCACAGCUCCUCCAGCCUGCACAUCAGCCACCUGCAUCCCUCGGACAGCGGCACCUACUACUGCUCCGUCUCCCAGUCCUCCCAGCUCCUCCUGGGCACUGGGACACAGCUCAGAGUGGUUGAUGCUUUGCCUCCAAAGACCACACAGACACCGGUGUCCAAAAAGCCAGUGCCACGGAUAACCAAAGGCAAAGCUGCCAGCAGGGAAGGUCCCUGCAGUCCCCUGGUCUGGAUCCCACUGGCCGCUGGUGUCCUGCUCCUCCUGCUGAGCCUGGUUCUCACCGCCUACCGCCUGUACCGUCUGCGGCGGAGGCUGUGGCUUCGCAUCCACAGGCAGUAAAUCCCAGUAAAUCCCAGUAAGUCCCAGUAAAUCCCACUGCCCCCCCUGCCUCAGACAGGCAGGGAGAAGCCACAGACUUCUCUGCACAAAGCUGAGCACUGUCUGGACAUGACCCAGGAAGGACCUGGCAGGGAACAGACGUGGGCUUGUACCACAAAAGAGACAUUUCUCUCCUGCAUGACUUCAACAUUCUCCUGGACACAGCAGCUGGCAAAAGGACCAAGCUGGAUUCUGCAGCAUCCUGAGCACUUCCCAAAGGACACUGAGCAGGGCAAAUGCUACGGCUGGCUCUGCACGGGGGAAAAGGGGCUGGUACCAAAGGGAUUCAGAUGGACUGGGAAGCUGUGAGCUCCUUGGCUCUCCUCUGUGUUCAUCUGUAGGACAGCACAAAGGUGCUUUUUUUGCUCCUGUUAAUACUGAUUGAUAAAAAUCUGGUAACCAACACUUUGAGAGCAACCAGCAGGA
Messenger RNA from Vidua macroura (Pin-tailed whydah), 1411 nucleotides. It is a transcript of the gene CD8B, whose product is annotated as CD8 subunit beta. Bases 329 to 946 code for a protein of 205 amino acids. The transcript is spliced from 6 exons. Gene Ontology annotation, molecular function: MHC class I protein binding; coreceptor activity. Gene Ontology annotation, cellular component: cell surface. The record is from RefSeq and is a predicted model, not a curated record. NCBI's taxonomy places the organism in Eukaryota, Metazoa, Chordata, Aves, Passeriformes, Viduidae. Gene Ontology annotation, biological process: regulation of immune response.